AUGCCCUCACCCACGACGAAGAAAAGUUUUGCAGAGCGGGAGGAGGCCGCGGAGGCGAAGGCGGAACCCGCACCGACGAUCACCUCCGCGGUGCCCUACACGGCUGAGGAAGAGGCCUGCCUGCGGGAGCACCUGACAGCCUCGCUGCUGGAGCAGCAGGAGCGACAGAGCCGUGACGGGGACGCCGCGUGGACGAAGACGACCCUGCCCCUGCUGGUGUCCAUGGUGGCGAAGGUGCUGCAGCUCGCCGCGGACAACUACAACGAAGAGAGCGGUACCGCUGGUGGUGCCCCCGCCACCCCCGCUACAGAUACUACGACCACCAAGAACCAGUUACCGAGGGGCAGUGGACCCACCUCGCUACCCGCGAAACCCCCAAGCAAAAUGGAGUGCUUCCUUGAGGAAAAUACCUACUUGCUAGAACAGCUGCGGCUCCAGCAGUGGGCCUUCUUCACUUUGCCAAGGCUGUGGGAAAUCCUCGCUGACCCGUUUAUGUACAACAGCGACGCCACAGGAAAGCUGCGCAGCGCGAAGCUGCAGGCAGCUGUGCGACGUUGUGUGCUGUCCUCGGCCCCACUGUUCACGGCGCCGUCAUCACUCAUAUCUAUGAAUGAAGUGAGCACAGGCUAG
Trypanosoma rangeli is the source of this 630-nucleotide messenger RNA. RefSeq lists its product as uncharacterized. Bases 1 to 630 code for a protein of 209 amino acids. The record is from RefSeq and is a predicted model, not a curated record. The transcript has a single exon. NCBI's taxonomy places the organism in Eukaryota, Euglenozoa, Kinetoplastea, Trypanosomatida, Trypanosomatidae.